CACAGAUCCAGAGUAUUCCUCGAAGCGAUGCAGUCAGUCAGGAUUAUCCCUACCUACAUCCAACGGGACCCAGGCGGCCCGGCCACGGGAAGUUCCCUUCACGGCCACGGGCAUUGGAUGCCUGAGAAUGUCGAACUGCGUCGAGCUUGGCUGUCAAGCCUUCUGGACAAAACCAAAGCAGAAAUCCCUCGAAGAUUGCGGAAUGACGAGGUAAACCCAGUUGAGACGUUUCGAAAGCUCAUUGAGAACAACUCUUCCCUUUACAUGCUCGCCCACUCCAUGUUUGAGGAAAUCCCCGAAAAGGCGCCGUAUGAUAGGGACCCGACCACUCUCAAGAAGCAGGUCCGAAACUACAAUACCAUGCUAUACCUCUUCAAUACCCUCCUCACUCAGGUGCCCGAGUACUUUUUGAGAGACAACCCAAACAUUCCCAGCGGUCUCAUCGGGUUUCCAUUCAAUAUCAUCGUUGACUGGCCCAUGGGUACGCCAAGCGGACGCCAAUUCUUCUUGGAUACGAGAGUCAAUGAGUGUCUCAAGAAGAUUUUGAACAAGUGGAAUGAGUUCCUCAAAGACCCCAAAGCAGGCGGAGCAGGCAAUACGGGUGGCAACCAGGCUCUGAUCGAUGCUGGAUGGAGUUCCCCCCAGGCGAUCAAACAGCUGGAGGACAAGGCGAACGAGGCCACCCCUAAGGAGAAGCCAAAGAAGUUCUCGGAAAUAUUCCAGCAUCCUGCUGAAGGCACUACAACCAACUUUUUCAACUAUGCUUGCUGGGAUGAUUUCUUUACUCGCAAGUUCAAGGACGGUGUUCGCCCCGUAGCUAACGCGGCUGUCGUCAACGCCUGUGAAUCAUUCCCUCUAUCGUUCGACACCGAUGUCUCGCGCCGCAACACUUUCUGGCUCAAGGGUACCCCAUACUCACUUUACGAUAUGCUCGGAGCCACUCAAGACGACAAGGUCGCGUCCUACGUUGACAGCUUCGUCGGCGGCUCCGUCUAUCAAGCCUUCCUGAGUGCCGACUCCUAUCACUGCUGGAAUGCCCCAGUUACCGGCGUGGUCAAAUAUCGCAGCUUGAUUGAUGGAACAUACUUUGCUGAAACAGCUGCUGCCGGAUUCGGAGGGUCGAACGGUCCUGACCCAGCUGGUCCAGACGUCUCUCAGCGAUAUAUCACCCAUAUCGCGGCACGUGGUGUCCUCAUCGUUGACACUAAUGUUCAGGGCGGUGCCAAUAUUGGGCUGGUUGGUUUUGUGCCCGUUGGAAUGUCCGAGGUAUCUACCUGUGACUGGUUCGAAAAUACAGCAGAAGGAAAGACUAUCAAGCAAGGAGAUGUCAUUGGGGCUUUCCAUAGUGGUGGAUCUACUCACUGCCUUAUUUUCCAGCGUGACGCUGUCAAAAAGCUGGAAUUCAUUCCUAAGGCACAGUACCCUGAGAUCGCAACAACCAAUUUGGCUGUCAACAGCGAAUUGGCUAAACUCACCGCUUGAGGUACUCCGCUUCACUUUGGUUGAAUUGUCCCAGGGGCAUAGGUCUAGGAGACGUGACUGUGCUUCUAGCUUUAGGUAUUCUGCUGCCACCGUCCAGGUGAAAUAAAGCUACCAA
This is a messenger RNA of Aspergillus pseudotamarii, 1597 nucleotides long. RefSeq names its product phosphatidylserine decarboxylase family protein. The transcript has a single exon. Gene Ontology annotation, biological process: phosphatidylethanolamine biosynthetic process. Lineage: Eukaryota; Fungi; Ascomycota; Eurotiomycetes; Eurotiales; Aspergillaceae. Gene Ontology annotation, cellular component: mitochondrion. Gene Ontology annotation, molecular function: phosphatidylserine decarboxylase activity. The record is from RefSeq and is a predicted model, not a curated record. The coding region runs from base 28 to 1482 and encodes 484 amino acids.